Porites evermanni is the source of this 9507-nucleotide messenger RNA. NCBI's taxonomy places the organism in Eukaryota, Metazoa, Cnidaria, Anthozoa, Scleractinia, Poritidae. The record is from the annotation of a GenBank genome assembly.
GAAAUCAAUACCACUGUUUUCAUACAUAUUCUUUGUUCACUGUCUACACGGAAUCAUGAAAACGCUAAAUCAGCUUUAUGUAGCGAAACAGAGAUGACUUGUCUAUAUUCAUCGUUUGUUUCGUUUUUGCAAGGUAAGAUAUAUUGAGUCGUCACAGCGAUAUUCAAUGGUGAGUGAGUAAAUAAGCUACUGUCAGCUGUCAGCAUAAUUCGAUAACUCGACGAAUUUAUUCUUNAUUACGAUAAUCGAUGUUUACCCACACCACACCGGGGGGUCUGCAGGUGUAUUAUUCGUGAACAAUACAUGACAACAAAAUAACACGCACGCGCGUUCCUUCUCAUUGUUCGAGUGUUCCAUGAUGCAUGUGACUUUGCAGACGGGUUGAAAUCAAUACCACUGUUUUCAUACAUAUUCUUUGUUCACUGUCUACACGGAAUCAUGAAAACGCUAAAUCAGCUUUAUGUAGCGAAACAGAGAUGACUUGUCUAUAUUCAUCGUUUGUUUCGUUUUUGCAAGGUAAGAUAUAUUGAGUCGUCACAGCGAUAUUCAAUGGUGAGUGAGUAAAUAAGCUACUGUCAGCUGUCAGCAUAAUUCGAUAACUCGACGAAUUUAUUCUUUGCUUUUCUUCAGACGAAAUAGAUACCUUAAAAUUAUGUCUUGCCGGUCAAAGAUAUUCAAGCUUGUUUCCGAAAUCAUAGUAAAUAGCAGCAAUAUCUGAUUGGAAAUGUUUUUAAUACCUUUCUGAACCACAAGACAGCGAGGUUAAUUUAUUUCUCCUGUUCAUGCUUCCCGAGAAGUGUGCACGAUCUUAUCUUUGUUUAUUUUCGUCUUCAAAAACUGCGUUUUUGACCGUGAAACACUUCGACGGCUCUCUUUUGUCAGAGCGUUUUGGAACAUUGCUGGUAUUUCUCUCCUUGUACACUGUCCUUCAUUCGGAGAGUUCAACAAAAUCAAAUGUUCUGAGCUGAAGUAAUUCUGAAACGAAGAAGGCAUGCAGUUUCGACACUCCGUGUCAUUGUUAAUUGCAUUAUCAUUUAGAUAAUGGCACGUCUCGCCACGGAUUACGGAAAUUUCUAUUUCGAGUGGGUUUAAGUUGCAAAUUUUUGUGAAAUACGCGGUUUUUAGGCCUACUUCGCCAGCUUGGAUGAAUGGUAUAAUAAAAUAAUACCACAACUUAUAAGACCUAAAUUCACGUCACUUUCAUAAUAGUUAAAUUGAAUUGAAAAUUAAGCCAGUUCAUGCUGCAAUUUGAAAAAAUAAAAUUGAACGUGGAAUUUUAUAGGAAGAUUCAGGAAAAAGUUAUUAUACACUGUAGUGUUUGCAAACUCCGUAUUAUUUUCUUCAUAAUUAUGAUUAUUUUGUUAUUUACUUUAGUUUUGAUCCAGUUAUGAGGGAGAAAAAUGUCAAUCAGGUUAUUAAUUGUGUUCGUAUGAUGACAAAUAACCAUUCCUUUGUAACAUUAUAAAAGUUUUGUUGUUUUGUUAAGUCUUAUUUUUUUGUUUGAAAUAAACUGAACUAAGAUUGUCACCUGCAGUUAGAAGUAGGGAAAUAAUAAAUUGUCAGCCAUUCAGAACAUUAAGAUCUAGACAUCAUAAUAAUAGAACAGGUUACAUUUGAGUUUGUAAACUACAGCUGCUGCUAACAACAUUUAUUUUUUUUGCUUUCCUUUUCAAUUAGUGAAUUUUUCCUCUAAUGAGAAAAAAAAAAGAUGGCUAAAAAAAUUAACAUUACAUGCAUAUUAUUUUGUGAAGACUAGUAAUAAUAAUAAUGAUAAUAUUAAUAAUCAAGUUGAAGUUCAAGUUCAUUUUCUUUUUACACUAUUUGCAUUGUAAGUUCACAGAUAUAAAUGAAAACAGUAACAGAUUCUCUUGAAAAUUUAAUUAAAUAAAAUAACACAUAGCAUACUCAAAGUUCCCCCCAAAUUUUAGCUCAGCAGGUAAGGGACCAUUCUUGAUGGGUAAGACAAUAUGCACCAGAGGCGCACUCUCCUGUCAGGGCAGGGGCUUCGUGUUCAUGAAGGCUUUUAUUUUCUAGCAUCUUGUCAACCAAUUGACCGAAAAGUAUUUUAAACACCUCAACACAAAGAAUUUUAUGAAUGAAAGCUGCUUUUGCUGCUAGGGUCAAUUUAGUAACACAAGUCACGGAAAUUGCAAACUUUUCCUGCUGGUUGAGAUUAAAGUCUGAGAAGCCCACGAAAAAAUUGUUAGCCUGCGCUGCUUUGAAAGGUGCCAGUCAGCAUUUACAUGUAAAUAAAAUAAUCAGAGGGAGUAGCUUUGUAUACCUUUUCUUAUUCCGUAUUUACUUCCUUUUCUUGUGAGGAUCAGCUUGAAUCACAACUUGCAUAUUUUUGGAAACAACUUAUUUAAUUUUAGCAACACUUCAAGUGGUUGCAGGUGGUAAGAAGUGUUGCUUCAAACGGUAAAUUUUACCGGUUACCGCCUGAUAUAAAGGAGAACCCUGAUGUAUUGAAUGUGUGUGGUGGCCAAAGUAGCAACUGCUUUCAAAUAUGAAAUAAAUAUAUGAAAAUAGUGAAUGAUAAAUAAAGAGAUAACGCUAAGUUAAAAGGAGAUAAUUUCAGUCUUCAGUUUGAUCAAUAUAUAUCCUUUUUAAAAGCCAGCACCAGGUCCUUAGUUCAAAUUUCCUUAAAUGAUUUGACAGUGAGUGUGUUGCUUGCGUUACCUGUAGAUGUGGCUUAUAAAAUAGACAGUCGGGUUGCUCUUACACUCUUGCCAUGUUCUGCUGCUGGCAGCUCAUACAAGUCAUCCCAAUAAUGAUAUGAUGGUGAUUAUGAAAAUUAUUAUGUUAAGUGGUGUUUUACUUCUCAAAUAGUUAUUAGUAAUAUCUGAUAAAGUCGAAAGGUCAGAUCUACUUCUGUGGUUGCCCAAAACAACUUCUAAGGAGAUUUUUGAAAACUAAUAUUCACUGGGUGUUCCUGAUGAAAUAUUGAAAUCAGUUGGUCUGCAUCAGGUUUAACAAUAUCAGAUUUGGAGAAAUGUAAUUGUUGUUAUUUUGUAAUUGAAUUUUCUUUCAAUUACUCUGUCUGAAAGCUCUCUCUGUAAGGGCAUGAUGAGCUCUUCCCAUACUGGAAAUCAUUGUCUCUUUAAACAGAUUUUGCUGAUUGACAAGAAACAAACUGUUGAUCUUAUUAUUAAUUAAUUUGCUUCCUGUUAUCAUUAGGGCUAUUGGAUAAAAUUAAAUGUGCUCUUUAUAUAGGAUGUUGUUUUCUGCGUACAUACAAAUCAACAUUUUUGCCUUGAAAUAAUUUUUAUCUCUACUUUUAAGACUGCAGCUUAAAAAUGCAUAAAACAGUCGGUCAAAAACUGUGCAGCUGUAGUCUAAAUUCUUUCAAUUCUUGAGUCUUAAAAUGCAAACCUGUGACUAUAUGUCUUUCAGAAAAUAUGUAACUAAUCCUGGGGUUAGUGCUGCAUUUUUUUGUGGCUUAAUAAAUAAAGGUCAUAAACAAUAGGAGACACUCUAUCCAUGGCAUUUCACUUUAGCCUGUAGCUAGUUGACGCUUGAAACCUCCACUUCCUACAGUAGGUCAGAACCAUAUCUGGUUUCUCAGCAGAUGCUUAAUUGAGAAAGAAAAGAAGUUCUUGUCCUUCGAUGACUGCUGAGAUCCCAGAGACUCUAAAAGAGUUAGUAGGGACUUAAAGAUCCUAGGACAGCGACGGCGGCAAAAAUUUUGCUUUAAAAAGUGCAUUUGCAUUCUUUCAAUCUUCAUCUUGGUUAUUCCAAGACUUGACAAAGUACAUUACUUAGUAAUGUACUUUGUCAAUUUGUACAUGUAGGUGAACUCUUCGGGAGUUGAAUUUCUAAUACAAGAAAUGAGAAAGAGAGAGAACGUUUGUGACCACUAAAGUCUUGUUUGCAUCCUCUUUAACUCAUGAAAUUAGGCAAUUUCACAUAGUAGUUGUGCAUUGACAUGUGUAGAGAAGGUGUUUUGCAUGUUAAACCUAUUAAUUGCAUUUUAUGAUGUUCUCAUUACUGCAGGUUGCAGUCGGAUCUUAAGUUCCCUAUCCUUAGUGUUUUUUGCUGUGUCCCCACGCAGUCCUGGCACAAAAGUGAUUGGUUUUUGUCGUGUUUACUUAUAGAUUAUUUUUUCUUUUCAUCAAGGAACAUAUGAAGUUCAGACUUCAGAGAGAGCAAUGAUCGUAGUAUAUGAAGAAUAGACUAUGGACUCGCCUAAGAAGGAGGUUUCAAGUGCUGCGACCCCACGUGAAGUUGACUUGUUUGCGGAGGAGGCAUUGGAGGAAGUGUUUGAAACAAUCGAUAGUCUGCGAGCUCAGUUUGAUCAGCUACAAAUACACUGUGAGAAGUUGGCUGCAGAGAAGGCUCAAGUGGAUCAGCUCUUAAUAGAUAAGGAAACAGAAUAUCAACGAAGAAAGGAAUUGCUCCAAGAAGAUGUUAGUAAUCUUAGAAAAGUCAACCUACAAUUAUUAGCUUCGCAGAAAGCAUUUACUAAAGGCGAAACAGGUAUCAACUUUUACUAUUUUACUCUAAAAAUGAUAUCAUGUUUUGAUGUGUCUACUUUUUAAUUAAUAAUAUUUUGUUCACUGGAGUGAAAGAGAUAUUACAUGUACUUUGUCUUGGUUUGCAACGUGAUACAUGUAGCUUGGUCCUCAAGCAGCCAUAAUGGCUAUUCAGUAACUUGAAUUCUUCUUUCAUAAACACAAUUGGUUUUCUAGUACGAUCCUAAAGAUUCUUGAAUUUUUUUACCCCCAAAUACUUCCUAAGUACCAGGUGUGAGAUUGACAAAGUUUUAUUUGUUUAAUUUAAACCAACAACUCCCUUUCAUCUGACAAUAAUGUAAUAAAUGAGGGCAAAAAUACCAAUAGAGAAAGUGUUCUGCUAUUGCUUCACUCUUAACAGUGAAUAUUAGCGUCGUACAUGGCUGUAUUUCAUUGGUACUAUAAAUUCCUUCUCAGCAAAAUGCACUCUAGGGCUGCAAAAAGUAUGUAUUACAGUAAAAUGAACUCAACUGUGGCCUUUUAGCAUUAAUCAAUCCAUCACAGGCCAUGUUCACAAAAAGAGUGUGUCAUAAGUUACUUGUUAGCCUAUCAAACAAGAGAACAUGUUUUCUUAAAUAUCAAUGUGCAGUGGUGGCCCUUAGGUUGAGUUCUGUGCACUGUAAUUAAUUUAUAUACACCUUAGUAUCUAAGAAAUAAGCCAGAUAUAGGGUGUAACAUCUGAAUGUACAUUAACAUUAAUUUUAUUCAAUUUUAUUGGUACACCAAAACUAUGAAUAAUUUAUACCUGUAGACAUUCACUUACAUAUAAUUUUAUUCACGUAUGUUACACGUUAAAUUUGAUUUCAGGUUAAAAUUUUUUAACCCAGGUCAAUUCUCAAUUUCCUUUGUCCCUCAAUCAGAGCUAGGAGAGAAAGGAAAUUGAGAAUCAACCUAGGUUAAAUCAAAGUUAACCUGAAAUCAAAAUUAAUUUAACCUGUAACAUAUAUGUUGUGGAUCAAAUUUUAAAUUUUAAAUUGUUAUUUUAAUGUUAACAUACAUGUACCUGAAAGUAUUUAGGAAAAUAAAAUUUGAAUGGAAGUAAGGAUAAAAUAAUCACAACAUAUACAUGUAGCCUACAAUUAACAUGCAUCAUGAAAGAAACACGUGGGGUAACAGUGUCAUAAUUAUGAUAAUGACUCUUUAAUACAAUUGUAACAAGAAGUUUUUUAUUGUAGGUCCUGUGGAUUUGGGUAGCUUGGGUUUUGUUGUUGAUUCUGAGAAACUGUACCAAGAAAAAGUAGAGGCAGAGGCUAAGGUAACUAAAAGAAAUUCCAUGGAAAAUGGGAGCAAUAUACAGUCACUUUGGAGAAAAAGAAAAAAAAUUCUGGAGAACGUUAAUUUUCUGGUCACUUGACAUCUUGACAAAUGUUCUACAGAAGUUUUAUUCUCAGCUAGUCAAAAAUGCUAAAAACUGUAAGAAUCAUGCAUGGUGAAAGGAUACAAAAUUGAAGGUUUUAGUAGUCCUAUGACACAAUUUUUAUUAGUCUUACUCUUUCUUAUUGUAUUUUCUUUGUUUAAGUUUUUGGUCAAAAUAAAGUUUGUCAGAUUAUUGCUAUUGUGCAACUUUGUAUGGAGUGCGACCUGUUUUUGUUCUGCUCCAAUAUUUUAUUUGCUUGGAGUGAUAGCUAACUUUUCCAAAUGUGAUUCAAACAAUUGAUGACCUUUCAAAUUGGCAGGUGGACGCACUGCAGUUAAAAUUGCUGGAAAAAGACAAGCAGUUAUCAAGCUUAGAAUGGCAGCUGGUAGAUGCAGAGGCAACAAUUGCCUCUCUACAGGCAGAAAGAGACCGUCUGGCUCUAGAACUAGACUGUGCAGUUGGGAAAGAACAGGAUGACCUCCAUGCGCUAGGUGCGGUUGGUGAUACGUCCAGUAAUGACCCGCUUGAACAUCUUGAAUAUGGCUUGGUUGAGUCUGGUUAUGUUGAUGACAUGCCUGUAAGGCGAGUCCGUAAGCAGCCUCGGCGGCAUCUUAGUGACUUAACCUCACGUGGCAGUUCGCAUGUUGAGGACUUUGGCGCUGUGUUCAUUGGUAAUUCCAGUUUUUCAGACUAUGAUGUUCCACACUUAGCAGAAAAAGAGUAUAAUGGAUUGGGUGGCUUGAAGCGAGCUAAUAACUUCAGUGAUAUAAAUAACCUUGAUGAGCAUGAGGUUUUUGACAGAAGGGCAAGUGAGUCUGCCUUGAACAGUGUUGGCAAGUGGGAAAGUUUUGAUGAACCUGAUGGAGACCUUUCACAGUCUAGUAAGAACAAAUGUGGUGGAGAUAUUGAAGGCAUAGCUAGAAAAGUAAAUAAUAGAAGAGAUCAGGACAUGUGGACUUUUACUCCAGACAGCAUCAUCAAUGUGUCAACAGGUACAUGUAGGUACCUUAUAAUAACUGACAAAAAUAAAAUAUUAUUUUAAGCAGUGAAAUAGUUCAAAGGGAAAAAAGAUUGUAAAGAAGAUUUUACUUUUAUUUUUGGAAGGUAUUUAACCCAUUUCUAAAAGAUUGUUGUGGGAUGGUGUGUGGACAAACUGAGGGAGUGUUAUGGAGUGCUUAAUGUAACCAUGACAACCGAGUAGCAACCACCAGGCACCAUCACACUGAGAACCUCAGCAGAGAGUUUCGUAGAUACUUAAUUACCAAGACUUAUCCUCAGGGAGGGAGGGAUUGGGAAACAAAAUGGCUUGAACAACUGCACAUGACAGCAAUGUGAGCAAAAUUAAAAAAUUACUGUCACCCUCCAAUUGCCCUAGGUCUACCAUGCAUACAAGAUGGCUGGCAUGCACUGUCUCAUCUUUUACCUUACCUAAAUAAUUUUGUGUUUAGCCACAUUUGAAAACAUACUACUAUUAUGAAACCUCACAAUAACACUGCUGCAGCCCAGUAGUUAUUUAACUCAAGUAGUUUUUAAAUUUCACUGCGGCAAAACCUACAUAAUACAUGGAACCCAAUGUCAGUCUCCGUUAAGUUAAAAAUAAUACAGCUUUCAGCUGACUAGCUUGAAGAUCCUAAUUGAAGAUAGAAAGAAAAUGUUUCAAUUUACUGAUGCUUUUGACGUGUUUGCCUAACAGAGAGUGUCUGCUUGAUGUGGAGGUUCAAAUGAAUGUACUUUCAAUUGCUAGUCUAGGAGUUGAAGACUGUCGCAAGUGAAGUUCUUUCAUAGGCUACGCCAUUGUACUAAGUGUUUUUUAAUGACAUGAGCAAAGUUUCCAGGUGUGAGACAUACAGCUGUACAUUGUACUUGAAUCUCAUCUAUAAUUAUAAGUUAUCAGUUUUUUUGUUGUCUGGUAUAACUUUUAAAUUAUAUCUCUCCCUAGGGGAGGAAUUGUCUAGUGUGCCUCCUUCACCAAAUGAUGUUCGAAAGCUUUCAAAGGACUCUUCUAUAAAGGGAGCUGAAAAUACUGCAAACAAUGAGGAUUACUUAGAACAGAAUGGAGUGCGCAUUCCCAGUGAAUCACCAUCAGCAGAGGGGGCAAGCAGUAAUAUUCACAUAAAUAAUGAUUCUACAAGCAAUUCCACUAAAAGCAGACCUGAUUCUAGAAGGUCAUCCAGUGUUCUGGUUACUCAAGACAGUUCACCACUUAAAACAACUAGAAGAACAGCUAGUGAUGCCAGCAUGAACAAGAAACUUCAAGAAUAUCAUAAAUGGAAAGUGGCAGGAUGCAAGGGAGAUCCACCAGCCAAGCUUAAAAUAUCUCCGUAAGUUCUCUUUAUGCUUAGGGGAUUUGUGGUUUGGAAAAUGAAUCGGAGAAAAAUGACAAUAAUGGGGUGAAAAAAUAUAAAGAAAAUCUAAAAAAUAAUGUAAUGGAAAAUUUGGAACUUCCAAAAUAAUAGAACAGGUCAAGACAAAAAUUAGUAAUAGUAAUAAUAAUAAUGAUGAUGAUGAUGAUAAUGAUGGUGAUGAUGAUGAUGAUGAUGAUGAUAAUGGUGAUGAUAAUAAUAGCGGUUAUAACAAUGAUAAUGAUAAAAAUAACAAUGGCAAUAAUGAUUACCAUAACGAUAACAAACAGCGAGGAUUCUGAGAGAAGGUGCUUGAUUUCUAAAUUUCCUGGAGAGUCCCCAAGUGAUCCUUGGUCAUUUGUCAUGACUUGCUUCCUUGGAAUAUAUGUCGGCAUGCAAACAGCCAGAGCUGAGAGCAAUAACAGUGAUAAUGAAUAUUGAAAAAACAAAAAUUAACUGAAAUAAAAAAUUAAUUACAACAUACAUAUACCUUGUUUAUUUUAGUAAGCGCUGUCCUUGAUGAAGUGCCACCCUCGAAUAAGUGCUGCAUUCAGAAAAAAAGUUAAUAAGCACUGCAACCAAAUAAGCAUCGCAGCCUUGAUAUAAUCAAAAUCAAAAGAUGUUUAUUCUGUUACGGAAAAUAUUAAUGCUGUAGUGAAUACAAUUUUUUGUCGCCUCCAAUUAAUCUCAACUAAACACUGCCCUUGAAUAAGUGCCGCAUUCAAGGCGUGAAAAGCUUAAUAAGUGCCGUGGUGCUUUUUUGAGUAAAUAGGGUAGUUGUGUACAUGAUACCACUAUUUUUGUUUCUUUAUGUGCACAAGAUAUCAUUUCUUUUUACUGAGUUCAGACUUCAUGAUAAUAUUGACUAACCAGAGACAGACAGUCAAUGUUUUUUUUUUUUGAUUUUUCAGAUGCUGAUUGACAGAGAGAAUGCCAUUUAAAGUUGCUGGAAACUAAUGGGACUCUCCUUUGUGCAAUUCAAGGCCACUCUCUUUACCAUAAUGUUUGUGGCAGUUCACUUUUCGUAUUACAGUAGUCUCUAAUUUAAAGUUGAUGCUACUGUUGGCAUAAUGAACAAUUUCUCAUUUCUGUAUUUCUUUGGGUUUUUCCCUCUCUUUAUCUCUCUGUUUUUUUUUUUUUUUACAAAGCAGUUGUUUUUGGUCUCAUUUGUUUAAAUUUAAUGUGAAAGAAAGGGUGGUGUAUCAACUGUUUGGCUGUAAUUCUAGAAUUGAUAAUUAGGCUGGAGUGAAACCACAUUUACCGUACACUAUUAUUACAUUUUCUAAGAUCGUACAAA